AUGGCGGAGGGCUCAGCGAGCCGCACCCCGGAGGGGCGGGGCGCCACGGAGCACCUGGACGGGCACGCGCCCACCCACAGAUCCCACCACGGGUCUGUCCCGAGGGGCACGGAGGUCAGCGGCGGCUACGAAGCGCGGGCCCGAGGCAAACGCGAAACCCCCGGCGCCCACGCCACCCCGUGCUCUGUCGCCACGCGGCCUGGUCGGAGGCGGCCUCGGAGGCGGUGCGCGGAGUUACGAAUGUGCACGCGCCUGACCAAACCAGGAGAACGGAUUCGCGGAGGGCUGGCGAAACGGGUCAUUUCCGGAGCUUCCAUCAGCCACUCCUCAAUGGACGUGGGCUCGGAGGGCCGAAGGCACGCGCCCCAGUCGGGCCCAUCGCCAACGGUGAGACGGCGCACUCCCCCGCCCGACACAGAAGGCACGCUCCAGAUCCUGUGCUGGCUCCCGGGGGUCCUGGCUGGCGAUACAGGUGUAGGGAAAUCGAGUAUCGUGUGGCGCUUCGUGGAAGACAGUUUUGAUCCAAACAUCAACCCAACCAUAGGGGCAUCUUUUAUGACCAAGACUGUCCAGUACCAAAAUGAGCUACAUAAAUUCCUAAUCUGGGAUACAGCUGGACAAGAACGAUUCCGCGCCCUGGCGCCCAUGUACUACCGCGGGUCUGCGGCCGCCAUCAUCGUGUACGACAUCACGAAAGAAGAGACGUUCUCCACGCUGAAGAACUGGGUCAAGGAACUCCGCCAGCACGGCCCGCCCGACAUCGUCGUCGCCAUCGCGGGGAACAAGUGUGACCUCGUCGACGUCAGAGAGGUCAUGGAGAGGGAUGCCAAGGACUACGCCGACUCCAUCCACGCCAUUUUUGUGGAGACCAGCGCAAAAAACGCCAUCAACAUAAAUGAACUCUUUAUAGAAAUCAGCCGGAGAAUCCCCUCCACGGAUGCCAGCCCGCCGUCCAGCGGCAAGGGCUUCAAGCUCCGCAGACAGCCGUCAGAGCCCCGGCGAGGCUGCUGCUGACCCUCCGGCCCGGCGGCGAGUGGUGGCCCGGGGCGCCCGAGGGCCGGGGCCCGUCCGGGUCUUCUCUGUGCAGAAGGGGUCCACAGACAUCGACGGCUGUGCUUCCUCGGAAGACCGCGGCUGUGACGCGUCAGCCGGACACUGGCGUCACGUAAAGACUCCCUGCCGUAGGAGGGCACGACGUCGUCGGCUUCAGACCUUGCGGGAAAGGAAUGCGGGACUGUAUGACUGGUAGGGCCAAAUUGUUGAGUAGUUUUGUAAUCAAGAUUUCAUGUAACGUGUACAGGGAAAAUUAGCACUUUCAUGGUUCUUGAGGGAAAAAAGACCUUGUGAAGAGAUGAUCACCUCCUUGGUCCCAUCACCACAGCUACUGGGAAUCGUGUCGUUUAAAAUGCGGUGGCCGUCACGGGUGGGGGGAUGGCAGUUAUUGCUUGAAGCGGGUCACGGAUGGGCCUGGUGGAAACGACUCCUCCCCGCCACCCUGGGCACUUUCCGUGAGCGCGUCAUCCCCGCGGGGCAGCGGCCAAGCCCAGUGUGCCCAGCGGCCUGACCUGCCGCACAGACGCCCCUUCCGCUGUUGGCAGCUUCCGGACACCCUUGUGAGCAGGGUGGUGGCGGAGACGCUGCCCAGAGUAGGCCGGACUGCAUAUGUCUAAGCAUCUCGGCGGUGGCCUGCCAGAGAAGAAAGGGAGCGAAGGCAGAGGGGUGGUGGACAGCUGGCCGUCUCUCCCCUGCCCGGGACCUUCCGGUGGGAAGGACAGUUACCUGUUGCUUAGCGUAUGUAAGCUGCCGUCUGCUCUCACGAGCCCACUGCUUAGAGGCCAUAACUGACGGAAGUACAGGAACGAGCCGUCACUCCAGCAGCCCACCACGCUCCGCCGGCCCGGAGGAGCCGGGCGUGCGCGGCCCGAGCCCCGAGCCCGCCUCUGCCCCCGUCGGGACCGUGGCAGAGACCUGCGGGCGAGCCUGGCUGGCCCUCCCUGCCUCGGGGGAUGGCUUGCUCCGGCGGCCGGCUCCAGCCCCUUUCCUGCGCUGGGUGGCGAGUUCCCUUUAGCUUGUAGGGCGUCCUCAGACACACUGCUCCGAGAGCUUUCCUUGUUACUGGCCAGCUUGUCUCUCCGUCCAGUCCCUGCCUCGGCUAGUGGUGACAGUCUUUUCCCUCAGGGAGCCUAAGGAGGUUUUUAAUAUAAUCUGAAAAUAAAGCACUGAAGUGAAGUUGG
Molecule: messenger RNA, 2234 nt
Organism: Condylura cristata (star-nosed mole)
Lineage: Eukaryota; Metazoa; Chordata; Mammalia; Eulipotyphla; Talpidae
Gene: RAB22A
Product: RAB22A, member RAS oncogene family
Exons: 9
Coding region: 1-1014 (337 amino acids)
Molecular function (GO): GTPase activity; GTP binding
Source: RefSeq, a predicted model, not a curated record